AUGGGUCUCCCUCUCAAGCAUGGCGCUCCUGGCGCCAAUACAGAUUCGCCCGCUCAAUCCCAGGCUUCACAGCCUGUCGGGACCCAAAACCAACAAUCCGGUCCAGCCACGGGAGCUGGAGUCAACACAGGCGCUGGGAACACACGCCCCAAGACGGAAGCUGAGCUUGAGGCCGACCGACUUUAUGAGGAAGCAAUGGAGGAGGAAUACGCUAAGAGAGACGGUGGUUCAUGA
This is a messenger RNA of Colletotrichum truncatum, 234 nucleotides long. RefSeq lists its product as uncharacterized. The record is from RefSeq and is a predicted model, not a curated record. NCBI's taxonomy places the organism in Eukaryota, Fungi, Ascomycota, Sordariomycetes, Glomerellales, Glomerellaceae.